Molecule: messenger RNA, 747 nt
Organism: Miscanthus lutarioriparius
Lineage: Eukaryota; Viridiplantae; Streptophyta; Magnoliopsida; Poales; Poaceae
Source: the annotation of a GenBank genome assembly
AUGGGGAGGGGGCGGGUGGAGCUGAAGCGGAUCGAGAACAAGAUCAACCGCCAGGUCACCUUCGCCAAGCGCCGCAACGGCCUGCUCAAGAAGGCGUACGAGCUCUCCGUGCUCUGCGACGCCGAAGUCGCGCUCAUCAUCUUCUCCAACCGCGGCAAGCUCUAUGAGUUCUGCAGCGGACAGAGCAUCACAAAAACACUUGAGAGGUACGAAAAAAGCAGCUAUGGAGGCCCAGAUACUGCUGUACAGAACAAGGAGAACGAGUUAGUCCAGAGCAGUCGCAAUGAGUACCUUAAACUGAAAGCAAGGGUGGAUAAUUUACAGAGGACUCAGAGGAAUUUGCUUGGUGAAGAUCUGGGGUCACUUGGUAUCAAAGAGCUUGAGCAGCUUGAGAAGCAACUAGAUUCAUCCUUAAGGCACAUAAGAUCCUCAAGGACACAACAUAUGCUUGAUCAGCUCACUGAUCUUCAGAGGAGGGAGCAAAUGCUGUGUGAAGCAAAUAAGUGCCUUAGAAGAAAGGGGAUUUGUGAGAUUAAUGAGGUUUCUUACGUGAUUGUUUUGCAAAUAAAAGCUGGAGGAGACCAGCAACCAGGUGCAUGGCCAAGUGUGGGAGCACGGUGCCAACUUACUCGGCUACGAGCGGCACUCCCCCCCACAGCAGGCACCAUCACAUGUUGGCAAUGGAUUAUUCUUUCAUCCCCUGGAAGCUGCAGCAGAGCCAACCCUGCAGAUCGGGUUCGCUCCUGA